AAUGCUAGGAUAGUCGAGGCCGCCAACAACGUCGAAACAUCAGAGCGCGAAUCGCGCCGCCUCGUCAGUCAGGCAGAGGGUCGGGUUCGUGAGCUUGAGGUGGAGCUCGAGCAAGAGGCCAAAAAGUCACGGGACCUCCUUGCCAACUACAGAAAAACCGAACGAAUUGCCAAAGAGACGGUUCAGGCUCACGAAGAAGAGAAGCGCCUGGUGGUUGAACUACGCGAUGUGCUGGACAGAAACCAGGCCAAGAUGCGCCAACUACGAAGGCAACUAGAAGAGGCCGUAAGUGUCAAGAAUCGCUGA
Protopolystoma xenopodis is the source of this 306-nucleotide messenger RNA. Lineage: Eukaryota; Metazoa; Platyhelminthes; Monogenea; Polystomatidea; Polystomatidae. The record is from the annotation of a GenBank genome assembly.